GAGUGUUUCUUCCCGUCUCUCCCUGUGGGAGCGCGUCAGAGCAGCCCGCUUAUCUGCUGCUGUUUCCCCGUCUGAGCCGGGCCACAGCGAAGGAAACAAGCUCCUGUCCUCUUAAAAGCAGUAUUUUCGUUUUCUGGCUAUUCGAUCAAUGAUACACCGUUCAUAACGCAAUACUGUUUACGAAAAUAAAAACAAAAGAAGCUGAGAGAGCGGGACGCGUGCUGCAGGUGCUGUGCGCUCAGCUGUCCGCCAGUCGGGGAGACCCUGUCUGCGCGCGGGGAGGGGCGGAGGCGGGUCGGCGGAGGGGGCAGUCCGACACAGCGCGGUGCUCGGCUCUCGGUGUCGCAAACCACGGCAGCAGGUGGACGGAACGUGGAACAAGAGCUCUGGUCCUGGAGCAGCUGGAGACUCGAGAAGGUCGUCCAGAGAAUCUGGCUUUUCAAGCGCUGAGGGGCAGCAGCAUCUGUGCACUCAGCCCUCUGUCUCCCUCUCCCUCUCUCUCAGCCUGGACAGACCACAGCAUGUUUGCGGUUCGUCAGGAUCAGCCUUUGAGCCCUGCGUUUGGGGAUGUUGGAGGUCCGCAAGGAGGAGGGGGGCCUGUGUCCCCCUCAUCACAUCUCCUCAGCAACCAGCAGCCUGACAGGAAGUGCCACCCAGCAGCGGAGAAGGACAGGAACUUCAACUUCCUGUCCCAGGAAGGCACAGGCGGGGAAGAGCAGCGAGGAGAGACGUCUGUGGGGGCGACUCUGGGCCCUCUCACCCGCGACGAGAACAGGAACAGGCUGGGUCCACGGCUUCAGAACCAGUGCAACCAGCAGGCCCGUUCCAGUCUGAGCCCGCCUUCCUCCCGCCUGCCCUGCUGGAGCAGCCUGGCACCAGUGCUGGAGACCAGGGAGGAGGGCAGGAGGGUCCCGCCGGAUGGGGCAGAGGGCCAGGAUAAGCCUGAGACAGAGAGAGGGGCAGCAGGGGAGGAGGAGGAGGGAGAGGAGGACGAGGAGGAGGAGGGGGAGGAGAGUGGCUCAGAGUUUAGCUGUAGGUCCAGCAGCUCCUCCUCCCUCAGCACGGAGAGUGGGGGCGAGGGGGAGGGCAAGGGGCACGCUGGGGACCUGGGGUGUGUUUGGGAAAGGAUCUGUGGGGGGCACCCAAAGACAGACAGCCCGCCGUCUGGCCCAGGGGACCCUGCAGCAGCACUGCCGAGGGACAGGGGGGGGGAGAGUGGCAGCGAGGCGGAGACAGAGAAAGACAAGGGGACGGGGUCACUGGUGCAGGGGGAGGGCUCAGCUCCGGCAGUCUCAGCCUCCGAUUCAGACUCGGACCCCAGCCAGGUUCUUCCCGGUUUGCUCCAAGCUGUCUGGACCCUGCGGGAUCAGGAGAGGUUCAAGGCCAAGGAGAAGGAGCGGCACCAAGUGCAGCUGACCAUGUACCGGCGCCUGGCUCUGAUCCGCUGGGUGCGCAGCCUGCUGGGACGGGUCCAGGACCAGCAGAACCGCCUGCAGGCCAGCUACGACAUCAUCCUCACGCACAGGAAGGAGCUGCUGCGCUGCGGAGGGGCUGCUGCCGGCCAGCCAUGAGGCCGAGGGGCAAGACGACACCCCAGGGGACAGCUGGGCUGGGGUGCCGAGAGCAUCAUGGUCCUUGUUCUGAGGGAAACACAAGUAGUAUUGUACUCUUCCGCCUUAAAGCAGAGCUUCAGGUGUGUCUGUGUGAAUAUUUCACUAUUUUACAAGCUGCUGUACCUUCAGAGAGAAGGGCGAUAUAUGAACUGGGUAUUAAUACAGAGGGUGAUAUAUGAACUGGGUAUUAAUACAGAGAGAGGGGUGAUAUAUGAACUGGGUAUUAAUACAGAGAGGGGUGAUAUAUGAACUGGG
Lepisosteus oculatus (spotted gar) is the source of this 1868-nucleotide messenger RNA. RefSeq names its product UPF0500 protein C1orf216. The record is from RefSeq and is a predicted model, not a curated record. NCBI's taxonomy places the organism in Eukaryota, Metazoa, Chordata, Actinopteri, Semionotiformes, Lepisosteidae.